Molecule: messenger RNA, 4708 nt
Organism: Cebus imitator (Panamanian white-faced capuchin)
Lineage: Eukaryota; Metazoa; Chordata; Mammalia; Primates; Cebidae
Gene: DSCAM
Product: DS cell adhesion molecule
Exons: 16
Coding region: 1-2685 (894 amino acids)
Biological process (GO): homophilic cell-cell adhesion; axon guidance; dendrite self-avoidance
Cellular component (GO): plasma membrane; axon
Molecular function (GO): cell-cell adhesion mediator activity
Source: RefSeq, a predicted model, not a curated record
AUGAAGGCGGGCAUCCACGCCACGUCCACUCCCUGUACGGAGGCAAGGGACGAGCUGGGUGAGAUUAAAAACAUCACCACCACACAGCCUUCCCUGGAGCUGGACGGGCUGGAAAAGUACACCAACUACAGCAUCCAGGUGUUGGCCUUCACCCGUGCAGGAGAUGGGGUCAGGAGUGAGCAGAUCUUCACCCGGACCAAAGAGGAUGUUCCAGGUCCUCCCGCGGGCGUGAAGGCAGCGGCGGCCUCAGCCUCCAUGGUCUUUGUGUCCUGGCUUCCCCCUCUCAAGCUGAACGGCAUCAUCCGAAAGUACACUGUAUUCUGCUCCCACCCCUAUCCCACAGUGAUCAGCGAGUUUGAGGCCUCCCCUGACUCAUUUUCCUACAGAAUUCCCAACCUGAGUAGGAAUCGUCAGUACAGCGUCUGGGUGGUGGCCGUGACUUCAGCUGGAAGAGGCAACAGCAGUGAAAUCAUCACAGUCGAGCCAUUAGCAAAAGCUCCUGCACGAAUCCUGACCUUCAGUGGGACAGUGACUACGCCAUGGAUGAAAGACAUUGUCUUGCCUUGUAAGGCUGUUGGAGACCCUUCUCCUGCGGUCAAAUGGAUGAAAGACAGUAACGGGACACCCAGUCUAGUAACGAUUGAUGGGCGGAGGAGCAUCUUUAGCAACGGAAGCUUCAUUAUUCGCACGGUGAAAGCAGAAGACUCUGGCUAUUAUAGCUGCAUCGCCAAUAACAACUGGGGAUCCGAUGAAAUUAUUUUAAACUUACAAGUACAAGUUCCACCAGAUCAGCCUCGCCUUACAGUCUCCAAGACCACGUCUUCCUCCAUCACCCUUUCUUGGCUCCCUGGAGACAACGGGGGCAGCUCUAUCAGAGGGUACAUACUGCAGUAUUCUGAAGACAACAGUGAGCAAUGGGGGAGCUUUCCGAUCAGCCCCAGCGAGCGCUCCUACCGCUUGGAAAAUCUGAAAUGUGGGACUUGGUAUAAGUUCACACUUACAGCCCAAAAUGGAGUGGGUCCAGGGCGCAUAAGUGAAAUCAUAGAAGCAAAGACCUUAGGAAAAGAGCCCCAGUUCUCAAAGGAGCAGGAGCUGUUCGCCAGCAUCAACACCACGCGCGUGAGGCUGAACCUCAUCGGCUGGAAUGAUGGUGGCUGCCCCAUCACCUCCUUCACACUGGAGUACAGGCCCUUCGGGACCACGGUGUGGACCACAGCUCAGAGGACCUCUCUCUCCAAGUCCUAUAUCCUGUAUGACCUGCAGGAAGCCACGUGGUAUGAGCUGCAGAUGCGGGUGUGCAACAGCGCCGGCUGUGCGGAGAAGCAGGCCAACUUCGCCACGCUGAACUACGACGGCAGUACAAUUCCUCCACUCAUUAAGUCAGUUGUCCAAAGUGAAGAAGGGCUGACGACCAACGAGGGGCUGAAGAUGCUAGUGACCAUCUCCUGUAUCCUGGUGGGAGUUCUGCUGCUGUUCGUGCUCCUGCUGGUUGUGCGGAGGAGGCGGCGGGAGCAGAGGCUGAAAAGGCUGCGAGAUGCAAAGAGUUUAGCUGAAAUGCUCAUGAGUAAGAAUACCCGGACUUCAGAUACCUUAAGCAAGCAACAGCAGACCCUGCGAAUGCAUAUUGACAUACCCAGGGCUCAACUUUUGAUUGAAGAGAGAGACACGAUGGAGACCAUCGAUGAUCGCUCCACGGUUCUGUUGACGGAUGCUGACUUUGGAGAGGCAGCUAAGCAGAAGUCCCUGACGGUCACUCACACGGUCCAUUACCAAUCGGUGUCUCAGGCCACUGGGCCCUUAGUGGAUGUUUCAGAUGCUCGGCCGGGAACGAAUCCCACCACCAGGAGGAACGCCAAGGCUGGGCCCACGUCGAGAAACCGCUACGCCAGCCAGUGGACCCUCAACCGACCCCACCCCACCAUCUCAGCACACACCCUCACCACAGACUGGAGGCUGCCAACACCCAGGGCUGCAGGAUCGGUAGACAAAGAGAGUGACAGUUACAGUGUCAGCCCCUCGCAAGAUACAGAUCGAGCAAGAAGCAGCAUGGUCUCCACAGAAAGUGCCUCCUCCACUUACGAAGAACUGGCCAGGGCCUAUGAACAUGCCAAGAUGGAAGAGCAACUGAGGCAUGCCAAGUUCACCAUCACAGAGUGCUUCAUAUCAGACACGUCAUCGGAACAGUUGACGGCAGGGACAAAUGAGUACACGGACAGUCUGACCUCCAGCACCCCUUCCGAAUCGGGAAUCUGCAGGUUCACUGCAUCUCCCCCCAAACCUCAGGAUGGAGGACGAGUGAUGAAUAUGGCAGUUCCAAAGGCACAUCGGCCAGGUGACCUCAUACAUUUGCCUCCAUACCUUAGAAUGGACUUUUUGUUAAACCGAGGUGGUCCAGGCACCAGCAGGGACCUGAGCUUAGGACAAGCGUGCUUGGAACCUCAGAAAAGCCGGACCCUGAAGCGCCCCACGGUCCUGGAGCCCAUCCCGAUGGAAGCCGCCUCCUCCGCCUCCUCCACGAGAGAAGGACAGUCGUGGCAGGCGGGGGCCGUGGCCACAUUACCUCAGCGGGAGGGGGCAGAGCUGGGACAGGCAGCUAAAAUGAGCAGCUCCCAAGAAUCACUGCUCGACUCCCGGGGCCAUUUGAAAGGAAACAAUCCUUACGCAAAAUCUUACACCCUGGUAUAACAGACAGCAUGACUGGACCGCGGUUGUAAAUACAAUUCAAACAAUUCAAUCAAAGCUACCUUUUUUUUACGGAAUUCCAAUAUUUAUAAUUAAAGAAAAUUGCCAAAAUAUAUUAAAAAAAAAAAAGAGAAAAUACUGAAACCACAGACAGUGCAAAGACUCUCCUGCUUUUUUUCUGUCUGAGUGUGAGCUCCAUCCGCCUGGGCAUCUGAUUUUUUGGGAAAGAAGUCCAGUUUUAUGAUCUUCACAGGCUACUGCAUUUUUACUGAUUUUCUACAAAAGUGCAUGGGGGGAUUAAUUAAACCUUCUGACUGGAAGUUCUAUCACACAAGAGGCAAGAAAGAAAACAGGGUGGGGGGAAAUUAGCCUAUUUGUGAAUUUAAAAGGAACACCGAUUUGUGGGCAGGGGAAAACCUCAGUCACCUUUGCACACCUUUCUUUCCCAUUAGAAACUGGGUUCUCAAUUUGGUCUUCUUUUGUUGUUAAUUAGGAUGAGUGCCGUCAGUGAAGGGGUGGGGGGAAUCAAUUUGGUUUUCUUUUUUGUUUCUUUUUUAAUUUAAUGAGACACUCUUUGCAUUUUGUCUAAGCGAAAUAAAAAAGAAAAGGUUGUCUGCCUUUAUUUCCAUGUCUACUUCUCUCGUCUUCUUCUACCAAUGGCCUAGUCCUGCAACUGGUACUUCUGUUUGGAAUACCAGGCCUGAACCCAGAGCCCAGGUCAAUAAACCAGAGUCAAUACUAACACCCUGAACUCCUCAGGAAUCUCCGGGAAGCACAAAGAAGGUGCAGCUCCUGCUCUCAAGCUGGAGAAGACAAAAUGCAGACGGGCCUCCACCGCAACCAGGGCGGUCCAAGUAUUCGAAGCCCCCUGCCCACAGCAAGGGUUCAACUGCCUGUGGCCUAUGGGCCAAAUCCAGCCUCCUGCUGUUUUUUUAAAUAAAGUUUUAUUGAAACAAGGCCAUAUACACUAUUUGCUAUUGUCUAUGGCUACUUUCAUGGCACAAUGGUAGAGCUGAAUAGUUGCAAUAGACAUGGCAUAGCCCAUGAAACCUGAAAUAUUUAUUUCCUGGCCCAUUACAGGAAACGUUUGCCAAACCCUGCUCUGGAGCCUGACAGGCAGCCCCAGCGUGCGUGAGAAGGAGCAAGAUGGUGCAUCCUACCCUCAUGACUUUUCCUAUCUCCACCAUGCUUGGCAUCCAAAUUUGCGAUAGACCAUCUCAAUAUACAUUGCCACCAGUGCACUACUCUGUAACCAGAGGAAAGUAAUGUUCCUCUAAAAUCUAAGUUUUUAGUUUCCUUUCAGCUUAUCUCCCAUGUGGCUCAUCCUAAGAAAGAAUUUACUCAUAAAUAGUCUGAACUGCAUUCUCUAUCCCAUAACCUUCACACGGUGUGCUUUUGAAAGAGUAUGUAAUCCUCCCCUGGCUCCAGCCUCCAUUCCAGGCUCACUUCCAUCAAAGGGAAAGAUAACCAGGUCUUCAUGUCAGGGAUGUGUCAUUAACCAGAAAUCCUGAUCAAACCUUCAUAGCUGCUCAGUCUCCCAGGCCGAAGAUUCUCUACAGGCUUCCAUUAAGGCCACCAACAUAGACUGGUGCCAGUUAUUACCAUCUUGGGAAAGUAUUCAGAAAUGUCUUUCUUUCUCUCCCUCCUACCCUCCUUCUUCCCCAUCCUUUCUUCCUUCUAUUUAUUUUCCAGGCAGGCCCAUUUGCCUGCUUAGAUUCAGUGACACAGAAUGGGUCCAGGACCAUGUCAAGACCACCUGCUGGCACUAGUGUUAGAUGGCUCCAUGAAUGUGAGAUGUACAUUCAUGGUUUCAGGAUUUAAUCCGUGUUGAUGUGUACUAUUUAUAUACUCACAGAUGGUUUUUUUUUCUUAUGCAAAAGAAAUGAAAUGCUACUUUCUGGGGGAAAACAAUUAAAAGUCUAUCUUUCAUCAACCUAAAACUUCUAUAUUCCCCAAACUUAGAAGUUUAUCUUUUUAACAUUUUUCUCUCAAGCUGUACAAAAAUAAAAAAAAAAAUUCUACAUUA